Cucurbitaria berberidis CBS 394.84 is the source of this 707-nucleotide messenger RNA. RefSeq lists its product as uncharacterized. Gene Ontology annotation, molecular function: zinc ion binding; DNA-directed RNA polymerase activity; DNA binding. Bases 144 to 365 code for a protein of 73 amino acids. The record is from RefSeq and is a predicted model, not a curated record. Lineage: Eukaryota; Fungi; Ascomycota; Dothideomycetes; Pleosporales; Cucurbitariaceae. Gene Ontology annotation, cellular component: RNA polymerase I complex; RNA polymerase III complex; RNA polymerase II, core complex. Gene Ontology annotation, biological process: DNA-templated transcription. The transcript is spliced from 2 exons.
CACACACACACACGACACGACAAAUACACGCGCGCAUACUCAACAACAUCGACCAUCCACCACCCGACCCUCGCAAAUCAACCGCAAGCCCACUCCCCCGUUCCACGCCCCCAUUCAUCGAUCAUCGAACACCGCAGGUAGCCAUGUCCUCGCAAGCCUACACCGGCGGCUACCAAGCUACGCAAACCAGCACGCAAGACGCCGCCGCCAUCGAUUCCACCGCGCGCACCGUGCACUACAAGUGCGGCGACUGCGAUCAGGACGUCCCGCUGAAGCGCGGUGAGCCCAUCCGGUGUAGGAACUGCGGACAUCGCGUGCUGUAUAAGCAGAGGACAAACCGUAUGGUUCAGUUUGAGGCGCGAUGAGCGACGACAAGUGGAUGCGGCUUCGCUGCGAGAAUAGAUACCAAGGGACAUGAUAUGGGCCGGCUACAUAGGUGCUGACCAAAAGAUUUAUGAGUUGUCAAGUGUGGCAUCGGAGCGGGUUUGGCUUUGAACAUGGAGUUACGGCAGCCUAGGAACCAUUUCCAUGUGGCGAAAAUCGCACGAUAUGCGGAAGGAGAGAGAUGUGAAAGGGAAGCCAUGUAGGCUAUAGGCACCUAGUCAUAGUCAUAGUCACGAUUCGGCUCAGACAAAUCCUUGAUGCGCACACCAUGCUCAUUUUCUUAUCUUGUAAAGUCUCUCGUCAAUCCCAUCAUACAUUCCCAU